Microthlaspi erraticum is the source of this 543-nucleotide messenger RNA. NCBI's taxonomy places the organism in Eukaryota, Viridiplantae, Streptophyta, Magnoliopsida, Brassicales, Brassicaceae. The record is from the annotation of a GenBank genome assembly.
AUGGAGAAGCUUCUUAACCCGUACGAUAAGCAGUACAUGAAAAUGGCUAUGCUUAAACACGAAGAAACUUUCAAGCAACAGGUAUAUGAACUUCAUAGGUUAUAUCAAGUCCAGAAGAUAUUGAUGAAGAACAUGAAGAUCAACAAGAGCAAUAAUGUAAAUUCAGGAUUUGGAAGUUUCAUCAGAAGAGUUGACAAUGAAGUGGAAUUGAGCCGGCCAGGGAAUUUUCCCGGCGGAGGGGAGUCCGGUGGUAACAUUAUAGAGAUUAUGGACGAGAGUGAGAUUGAGUUAACGCUGGGGCCGUCGUGUUACAGUGGUGAUGGUGAUUUGACGAGGAGGAACAAGAAGAAGAAGAAGAAUUCUUUGCCGGAGAUGAUGGACGGAAACUUAAAUUCUAGCCGCCGGAGUUUCUCGUCGUCUUCGACAGGAUCAAGCAAUAACAAUAACAACAAUCUUGAAGAACAAGUUAGGCAAGAGAGAUUGAUGAAACAUCAGAAGCAGAAGCAGCCAUGGCUUCAAGCAUUGACCUUGAAUGUUAUUUGA